GAACCGCCAACCUCCCUUCGCCUCCAUCGCAAAAACCACCACCACUCCUUCCCCUUCACGCCUCGCAACGCAUCUGCACUUCGUCUUCCUCCUCCUGCCAAAUCGCAGUUCCUCCACUUCCCAAAUCGCGCCGCAGCAACACCGCGAGCACUGCCCCUAGGGGGAAGCAAAGCAAAGCAAAUCAUCGUCGAGAGAGAAGAACAGGAACAGAGACCCGGCCCUUCGUUCGUUUCAGUCCGGAACUGGCGAGAUCAUUAAUGGACGCCGCCGCGCUACAGGCCUCGUCGUCCCCUUCGUCCCCUUCGUCCCCGUCGAAGCUGCGCGACAAGCUGCGGACCACGGUGUGCUGCUGCUUCGGCGCGGGCGGCGGCGGAGCGGAGAGGACGAGGUGGCGGCGGCGGGGCGCGGCGGCGGGCGAGUUCCGGUACGACGCGCUCAGCUACGCGCUCAACUUCGACGAGGGCGAGGACGACGACGCGUACGCGGACCCCGCCGCGGCGUUCCGGUACAGGAACUUCAACGCGCGCCUCCCGCCCUCGCCGGCCGCCGCCGCCGCGGUGGGGACACAGCGGCCGCGGGCCACGGCCAUCGCCAUCGCCUAGAGUUAAGAUCGCGCUCCGUGAUGGCACUUUUUUUUUUCCUACUGAUGGAGCGAGCGACACUCAGUUCUUCUAUUCAGCGAGUUACUACUAGUGAAUUAUCCUGAUAUAAAUAUAGUGUUACUCUUGUAAUCCUAGCAGCAUUCCAAUGUGUUUAGUACAAAUUGGAAGUGGCGGUAAUGAACCCUAGAAAUUGGGAGGGAGCUUUGAUUCCACAAAGAAAUAUAUCUCCGCUUGUUCUGCCUCGUCAA
Molecule: messenger RNA, 850 nt
Organism: Sorghum bicolor (sorghum)
Lineage: Eukaryota; Viridiplantae; Streptophyta; Magnoliopsida; Poales; Poaceae
Exons: 1
Coding region: 258-602 (114 amino acids)
Source: RefSeq, a predicted model, not a curated record